AUGGUUUCAAUCGAUCCAUUGGCCGGUGAAAGAUGGCGAAGUGUACGUAGACUAACAGAUCGACAUUCCACCUACGCACCAGAAUGGUUUGAAGCCGGACAAGAGAAUUUCAACAUUGUGCAAUCAGCCAAAAUUCUAGUGAUUGGUGCCGGAGGCUUGGGUUGCGAAUUGUUGAAAAAUCUCGCGUUGAGCGGGUUUCGAAACAUUGAUGUGAUUGAUAUGGACACGAUUGAUGUGUCGAAUUUGAAUCGACAAUUUUUGUUUCGUGAAAGUGAUGUGGGCAAAUCGAAAGCGGAGGUGGCGGCGAAUUUUGUGAGGGGACGAGUUGAGGGAUGCAAUGUGACUGCGUAAGAUAUCUAGAUUUGGGGGGAAAAAUUAUAAAAUAAUCUCUUCUUCAAAUUUCCAGCCACAAUUGUCGAAUCGAGGAAAAAUGCGCAGAAUUCUAUCGAAAAUUCAAUCUCGUCAUAUGCGGCCUGGAUUCGAUUGCUGCCAGACGAUGGAUCAAUUCGAUGUUAUGCGAUUUGGCCAGAUUCGAAGACGACGGAAAAACUGUUGAUUUGCAGACGGUUAUUCCGAUGAUUGAUGGGGGAACUGAGGGAUUUAAAGGUACAGGGAACUUUUGGAAUCGAGAUUUUUAAUAAAAUAUAUGUUUUCUAGUAGUUUUCGGCUAUCUAAAAAUUCAGAACUCAACUUCUAAUAUGAGUUAUCAUUUGUAAGUGGCAAAUUCAUACAUAAAAUAGGUCCCCCGAGUCGUUUUUUGUUUUCAAAGUUAGGGUUCCUCCUUGAAAAUUUUCCAAAGUUAAACACCUUCCUCACAUUUUUGAGCGAAUUUUGGACAAAAUCUGGGAAUUUUGGUAAAUUAUCAGCAGAAAAUUGGCCAAGUUAGAAAAAAAAGUUAAGCCCAUCACCCCGAUUCUGGGGACCCAUUUUAUGUAUGGGCAAAUUUCGAAAAUUCAGGAUUCUAUGAGCUAAAAACUAACAAGAAAAGUGCAUAGUUCUGAAAUUUUGAUAAAACACAUCGAAACAUACCAAAUCGACCAUGCUGAUCACGAAUCCGAAGUCAAAAAUUGCCACAAAUGCCUGUGAGCACUUUUCUGGAGCUCCAAAAUUUCUGGGUUUCGCCCAUUUUCACCAUUUUCCCGGUAAAAAAAUCAAUUUUUAUGACUUGGAUAAGGUUGUUCACCACAUUCGAAAACCUUAUCCAAGUUAUAAAAGUUGAUUUUUUACCCAGGAACAUGAUGAAAAUUGGCGAAAACCAGAAACUUUGGAGCUCCAGAAAAGUGCUCACAGGCAUUUUUGGCAGUUUUUGACUUCGGAUUCGUGAUCAGCAUGUUCGAUAUGGUAUAUUUCGACGUUUUUCAUCAAAAUUUCAGAACCUAUGCACUUUCCUUAUUAGUUUUUAGCUCCUAGAGCCCCGAAUUUUCGAAAUUUGCCACUUACAAAUGAUAAAUCAUAUUAGAAGUUGAGUUCUGCAAUUUUAGAUAGCCGAAAACUCCUAGAAAACAUAUAUAUUUCACUAAAAGUUCCCUUCUCCAGGAAACGCUCGUGUAAUCUACCCACGUAUGUCAGCCUGCGUCGAUUGCACCCUCGAUCUUUUCCCGCCACAAAUCAAUUUUCCACUAUGCACAAUCGCGCACACUCCUCGACUUCCCGAACACUGCGUCGAAUAUAUUAAAGUCGUUGUUUGGCCCAAAGAAAAAUCUGAAGAGAAUUUGGAUGCGGAUGAUCCGAAACAUGUGGAAUGGGUUUAUGAGAAGGCGAUUGCGCGGGCUAAAGAAUAUGGUGAGGAAUUUAGCGGAACUCCAAAUAAUACCUAGAAAUUCUUGCAGAUAUUCGUGGAGUGACUCGUCGUUUGACUUCGGGAGUUUUGAAACGUAUUAUUCCGGCGGUCGCAUCGACAAAUGCUGUAAUUGCAGCUUCUUGCGCGCUGGAAGCUCUGAAAUUGAUCUCGAAGUAAUUUUUGAAUUGGAAGAAAAUCUCUUGGAAAAUGAUUUUUUAUUGUGAAAAAUUGGCAAAAUUAUCCAAAAAAAUAUUUGCAGCAUCGGCCAACCAAUCAAUAAUUAUCUGAAUUUCACCCAAACGCAUGGCGCAUUCACAAGUGUUGUUUCGAUGGAAAAAGAUGAGAAUUGUGCGACUUGUAGUGGUGGAAGUUUUACGAUUGAUGUCUCGGAGAUGAGCUCGCUUUUUGAGCUCAUUGAGAAGUUGACAGCGAAAUUGUGGGUUUUUUUUCAAAAAAAUUGUGAAAAUUAGAGCUGCCACGUGGCAUUUUUUGAAAUGAAAAUUUAGGCCCUAAAGAUUUUUAUUGAAAUUUGAAAAAAUUGAAAUUUUGAGAAUUAGAGCUGCUAAAUUGCCACGUGGCAUUUUUUCGAAGUCAAAAAAAAUGGAAUUUCGAAAAUUUGUGCUUCAAAGAUUUUUAUUGAAAUUUGAAAAAAAUUGAAAAUUCGAAAAUUAGGGCUCCUAAAUUGCCACGUGGCAUUUAUUUUUAAUUUGAAAAAUUGAAAAAAUUUAAUUUUUUUGCUCUCUAAUUUCCACGUGGAUUUUUCGGAGCCGAAAAAUUGCAUUUCGAAAAUUUAAGCUUCAAAGAUUUUUAUUGAAAUUAGAAAAAAAAACUGCCCAAAAAUUUGGAAUUUUGAAAAUUAGAGCUGCUAAAUUGCCACGUGGCGUUUUUUUUUGAAUUGGAAAUUCGAAUUUCGAAAAUUUAGUCUUCAAAGAUUUUUAUUGAAAUUUGAAAAAAUUAGUAUUUUGAAAAUUUGAGCUGCUGAAUUGCCACGUGGCAUUUUUUUUCAAAAUUAAUUUUUUUGGCUCCAAAAAAAUCAAAUCCUGAAAAAAAUGCCACGUAAAUAUUUGAAAAAAAAUUCAAAUUUCAAAAAAAAAAAAUGCCACGUGGAAAUUUGAAGCCGAAGAAAAACGAUUUUUGAAUAUUUUUUGCUCCGAAAAUUGCCACGUGGCAUUUUUUAUUUAAAUUUGAAGAUUUAAAUUCUAGAUUCCCAAUUUUCAACCAUAUUUUCAGCCAUCUACGAAAUCCGAGUCUCGAAACGGCCACCAAUAAAUUGUACUAUAUUUCCGCAUUUCUACCCCAGUUGGAAGAAUCGAGCAAAGCGAAUCUGGAGCGAAAAUUGAAGGAUUUGGUGAGAGAAGGCGAAGAGAUUCUGAUGGCCGAUGAAAGUUUGUCGAAGGCGAUGUCAUUGAGAUUGAGAUUUGUUUGA
Molecule: messenger RNA, 3206 nt
Organism: Caenorhabditis angaria
Lineage: Eukaryota; Metazoa; Nematoda; Chromadorea; Rhabditida; Rhabditidae
Source: the annotation of a GenBank genome assembly